Drosophila sechellia is the source of this 5320-nucleotide messenger RNA. It is a transcript of the gene ci, whose product is annotated as transcriptional activator cubitus interruptus. NCBI's taxonomy places the organism in Eukaryota, Metazoa, Arthropoda, Insecta, Diptera, Drosophilidae. Bases 426 to 4640 code for a protein of 1404 amino acids. The transcript is spliced from 6 exons. Gene Ontology annotation, molecular function: DNA-binding transcription factor activity, RNA polymerase II-specific; RNA polymerase II cis-regulatory region sequence-specific DNA binding. The record is from RefSeq and is a predicted model, not a curated record. Gene Ontology annotation, biological process: regulation of transcription by RNA polymerase II. Gene Ontology annotation, cellular component: nucleus.
GCUCAGUCCACUCGUAAGAAACGCAGGAAUAAGACGCAGCAUUAAAAAAAUAUGGACUUGUCUUACAAAACUGAUUUUCAUUGUUCGCUACUUAAAAUUUAGUGAUAAAUAUAUUACUUCGGGACUGAAAAUCUUAUGAAUAUACGUGUGAGAUUUGGCGAUACCAUUCAUUACUUAGGAAGCCGAGCGCAUAAGCUCUCACAAUUAUAAUAUUUAAGUUAUAUGAAUAUUAAAUAUUAAAACCAACUGUUUAAUCAAAGAGUUUCCUUAAAAUUGUUAAAGUUGCUGAUCAAAAGUGGAAAUUUAUGCGUGCCGUUAAUUAAAAAAGCAAACAUCUUUCAAAAAUGUUCACGCCGACGGUUAAUAUUAUUUAACAGGAUAAUUUAAUUCAUAAAACGACGUAGUUGUGGACUAACUUUAAUGAAAUGGACGCCUACGCGUUACCAACAUAUUUUCCCCUUGCGUAUUCUGAAUUGCAGUUUUUAGCGUCCAGGAGAGCAGCUGCCGUCGCUGCAGCGGCCACUGUUUCACCAGGAUCACCAUGCAUAAACCAACAUCACCAAACUGACGUUUCAAGCUCAAUAACAGUUCCAUCAAUGAUUCCAUCGGGUGGACCACCAGAUUCAAUAAAAACUUCAAUUCAACCACAAAUAUGCAAUGAAAACAACCUUCAUGGAAAUGCUGGCCACCAGCACAAUCAUCAGCCUCAACAUAUUCACAAUAUAAAUGUUACUGGGCAGCCACAUGCACAUGACUUUCACCCGGCCUAUAGAAUUCCCGGAUAUAUGGAACAGUUGUAUUCUCUUCAACGAACUAAUUCAGCUUCAUCAUAUCACGAUCCCUAUGUCAAUUGUGCAUCAGCAUUCCAUCUUGCCGGACUUGGUUUGGGAUCAGCUGAUUUUUUGGGCAGCCGAGGUUUGAGCUCUUUGGGUGAACUGCAUAAUGCGGCUGUAGCAGCAGCAGCAGCUGGAUCUCUCGCAAGUACUGAUUUCCACUUCAGUGUCGAUGGAAACAGGCGGUUGGGUAGCCCUCGACCACUAGGAGGAAGUAUACGUGCCAGCAUAAGCCGCAAACGAGCACUUUCGUCAUCGCCUUAUUCCGAUUCAUUUGAUAUUAAUUCAAUGAUUCGGUUUUCGCCAAACUCUUUAGCCACAAUUAUGAACGGUUCUCGAGGAAGCAGCGCGGCUAGUGGUUCUUACGGUCAUAUUUCUGCUACCGCCCUAAAUCCCAUGUCUCAUGUACAUUCAACCCGUCUGCAACAGAUACAAGCUCAUUUGUUGCGUGCAAGUGCAGGUCUGUUAAAUCCGAUGACACCACAACAAGUUGCUGCAUCUGGAUUUUCUAUGGGGCAUAUGCCAACCUCUGCUUCUUUGAGAGUAAAUGACGUACAUCUUAAUCUAAGCGAUUCACCUAGCCAGAUAACAACAUCUCCAACUCCCAGGCUUGGUACAAAGGAUUUAAGCCAGGUCCCAGCUGUAGCAUUCUCGUUGAAAAACUUAGAUGAUGCAAGACAGAAAAAGGGACCCUUUAAAGAUGUUGUCCCCGAGCAGCCUUCAUCGACAUCUGGUGGCGUAGCACAAGUAGAGGCCGACAGUGCCUCUUCACAGUUAUCUGACCGUUGUUACAACAACGUGGUAAAUAAUAUUAAAAGCGUUCCUGGUGACGUUAAAGUAAAUAGCCGUUUGGAUGAGUAUAUUAACUGCGGAUCAAUUUCGAUUCCGUCAAAUGAAUAUGAUUGUGCUAAUGCUGACACAACGGAUAUCAAGGAUGAACCUGGAGAUUUCAUUGAAACAAAUUGUCAUUGGCGUAGCUGUCGCAUUGAGUUCAUUACGCAAGAUGAACUUGUUAAACAUAUAAAUAAUGAUCAUAUUCAAACAAAUAAGAAAGCUUUUGUCUGUCGAUGGGAAGAUUGUACACGCGGUGAAAAACCAUUUAAAGCGCAGUAUAUGCUUGUUGUGCAUAUGCGUCGUCAUACCGGUGAAAAGCCACACAAAUGCACGUUUGAAGGCUGCUUUAAGGCAUAUUCACGUUUGGAAAACCUCAAAACUCAUUUACGAUCACACACAGGAGAAAAACCAUACACUUGCGAGUAUCCGGGAUGUAGCAAAGCUUUUAGUAAUGCUAGUGAUCGCGCAAAACACCAAAAUCGAACACACAGUAAUGAGAAACCGUACAUUUGUAAAGCACCUGGAUGCACAAAACGUUACACCGACCCGAGCUCUUUGAGAAAACAUGUAAAAACAGUCCAUGGUGCAGAAUUUUAUGCAAAUAAAAAACAUAAGGGGUUGCCUCUAAAUGACGCAAACUCUCGGUUACAACAAGACAACAGUCGGCAUAAUCUUCAAGAGAACAAUAUCGACUCAAGCCCUUGCAGUGAAGACUCACAUUUGGGAAAAAUUUUGGGCACGUCUAGUCCUAGCAUUAAAUCUGAAUCAGAUAUAAGCUCAUCAAACCAUCAGUUAGUAAAUGGAGUUCGAGCAUCUGACAGUUUGGUAACAUAUUCACCUGAUGAUCAUGCUGAAAAUCUUAAUUUGGAUGACGGCUGGAAUUGUGACGACGAUGUGGACGUCGCAGACCUACCAAUUGUGUUACGUGCUAUGGUGAAUAUUGGUAACGGAAAUGCGUCCGCCUCCACUAUUGGAGGGGCUGUUUUGGCUAGGCAACGGUUUAGAAGUCGUCUUCAAACUAAAGGUAUAAAUUCAAGUACGAUUAUGCUUUGUAACAUUCCGGAAAGCAAUCGUACUGUUGGAAUUAGCGAACUUAAUGAGCGUAUUACAGAACUGAAAAUGGAGCCAGGUGCUGCUCGUGAAAUUAAAAUUCCAAUGCUCCCAAAUACGACCAUAGGAGGAUAUCCGGAAGACCCUUUACAAAACCAAACAAGUUCUCGUAAUACAGUAUUGAAUAAGCAGGGAGCUGUUUCCGGAUCGAUGCAAGGGCAGUCUCGUCGCGAUAGUCAAAAUUCCACUGCAAGCAGUUAUUACGGUAGCAUGCAAAGUCGUCGUAGCAGUCAAUCAUCCCAGGUGUCUUCUAUACCUACCAUGCGACCGAAACCCUCGUGUAACUCGACUACGGCUUCCUUUUAUGAUCCCAUUUCACCAGGGUGUUCCCGGCGCUCUAGCCAAAUGUCAAAUGGUGCUAACUGCAAUUCAUUUACUUCCACAUCAGGACUACCCAUAUUAAGCAACGAAUCGAACAAAAGCUUGAAUGCAUGUAUUAGUAAACCGAAUCUCGGGGUUCAGGGUGUUGGAAUUUACAAUAGUAGUCUACCCCCGCCUCCAUCGUCUCACCUAAUUGCAACAAACUUGAAGCGCUUGCAGCGGAAAGAUUCAGAAAAUCACAAUUUCACUAGCGGACGAUUUUCUAUUCCUACUUAUAUGCAUUCUAUACACAUAAAAAACAACAAACCAGUCGGAGAAAACGAAUUUGAUAAAGCAAUAGCGAAUAAUACACUUCGACGUCAAACUGAGCCAGUGCCAAACUUAAACUUAGAUCCAUUAACAAAUAUUCCUCGGUUCAGUACAACACCGCAUAGCUUUGAUGUUAAUGUUGGAAAGACUAAUAAUAUAGAAUCGUCAAUUAAUAAGGAUAGCUUAAGAAAGGAUCUGUGCACUGUUUCAAUUAAGGCUGACAUGGCAAUGACUGGUGACCAACAUCCAAAUGAAAGAAUAAAUCUGGACGAAGUUGAAGAACUUAUACUUCCCGAUGAAAUGCUUCAGUACUUAAACUUGGUAAAAGACGACACAAAUCAUUUGGAAAAAGAACAUCAAGCUCUACCUAUGUGGUCAAAUGUAUCCGAAACUAUAGCUUCAAACCACUACCGAGAACAAUCAAAUAUAUAUUACUCCAAUAAACGAAUUUUAACACCGCCUUCUAACGUUGAUAUACAACCAAAUACAACAAUGUCUACAGUACAAGACAAAUUUGCAAUGACGGCGAUCGGGGGUUCAUUCAGUCAAAGACAAUCAAGUACCUUAACUGUAACAAAUGAACAUGGGCAUGCCAAAUGCGAAAGCUUCCAUCACCAUUCUCAAAAAUAUAUAAACACUGACAUUGGCCCCAAGCAGCAAUCAACAUUACCGUCAGCCUAUCAACGGCAAACAGAAAAAUCAAAUUAUAAUCAAAUCAUAGACUCAUCGAUGACUAGUUUGCCGGAACUUAAUGUAGAUUCAAUAUAUCCUCGAAACGAAACAGAAAAUAUAUUUAAAGUACACGGAGACCAUGAUAAUGAAAUCCAAUGCGGAAUUAUAAGUCAAUCUCAAAUGUCUCCUUCCACUAAUUUUAAUAAUGAUGGUCAGUUUUCUACCGUAAAUAUGCAACCAAUAACAAUAUCCAAAUUAUUUCCCCCUGAACCACAAAAAAUAGUUUGUGACACCCAAGCGAGUAAUACUUCAGUCAUGCAUUUAGACACAUAUCAGCGUACUCUGGAAUAUGUACAAAGUUGUCAAAACUGGAUGGAGACGAACAACACAUCUACCAAUCAAAUACAAAGCCUCCCGGGAAUGCCGGUAAACACUACAUUGUGGCCUGAUGUUAGCAGCUCUACACAUCCAUAUCAUGGGACAAAUAUGGUUAUCAACGAUAUGACAACAUCCCUUACUUCCUUACUCGAGGAAAAUAGAUACCUUCAAAUGAUGCAGUAAAUAAUGUUAUCUAGAUGAAACUGACAAGAAACAGGUCAAAAUAAACUAUUUUAUUCUUUUUAGUUUGUAUUUCCUUUUAGGCAAUAGGAUAUACGCAAUAAAAAAAAUUACAGAACAAAAUUACAGUAAAUCCUAUUUAAGCACUGUAAUAUUUUAUACAAAUGUUUUUUAAUCGAGUUAAUUUUAUUCUACAAUAACGAGUAUUUUAUUUAAAAUACAUGUAACAAUAUAAUGUCUUCCGAGCUAUUUUAGAAAUUAAAAUGCAAAUUAUAAUCUUACUAAAUAAUUAUUUUGACAGAGUUUAUUUCCCGUUAAUACCGGUUCACAAUAAUAUUAAUUAUGACGCUACCAUCAAAAAAAGGCGUUGCAUACUCGUGGGCUUAUAUUUAUAUGGAAUAAUUAAAAUUAUAAAAUAUUGGUUUAUAUAUUCGGUAAAGGGGCGUACACAUUUGUACAAACAUGUUAACCAAAUUCUAAAUUGGUAAUUCCAGAUUCUAAAAGAAUUCCAAUCAAUUACCGAAACCUAAAAAGACAGAACGCUAUAGCUUAUUUCCUCGACUAUCAGAUCCGUUACUCAGAUAGUAGGAGUAAGAGGGCGAAAUUUCGGAUUAUGAAUUAAUAAAUAAUAUAUUUUUUAAAUGGCACAUAUAUAUCAAUUAGAGACCCCUGUAUACUUUAAA